AUGUUGCAGAAAAACAUCAACGUUCUCCAAGACGAAGAAUUGCCCAUGAAUAUGCUCUACCAACAAAGCCCUCACAUAAGCAUUUUCCAAGAGCAUGACAUGCAAGUGAACCGAAAUCAACAACAAAACCCGCAAAUGAGUACUUUUCGCCAACAAAACACGAACAUGUUGUACGAGGAAAACUCGGUGAGGAACAUUGAGCAUAAUCCAAGUGCGAUUAGACAAACUCCCGUCAGGGAGGGCGGCAAUAGGAGGCCCGAAAGAGAAAAUGAUGUAGUAGAGGCGGUUGAAACACUCGGUGUAGAUCAGAUCAACGACACUAGGAAGAGAAAACGUAAAAUAUUCAAUCGGCACACCCCACAACAAAUUCAAGUAAUGGAGAGAUUUUUCAUAAAAUGUCCUAAUCCUGAUGAGGUCCAAAGGAGGCUCUUGGGGCAAGAAAUAGGAAUGGAGCCUUUGCAAAUGAUUAAUGAGCGUAACGAGGUCUUGAAAUUGUCUAAGAGUAAUGAAAGACUUAAGGCGGAAAACAAAAUAUACAAAGAAGCCCUCAAAAAUGCUAUAUGUCCUUUAUGUGGCGUACCCAAAUCAUCUGAGAACCGAAGCGAGAUUUUGUUGGCCGGUCACAAUUUGCCCGCCCACAAUAUUGAGAAGAGUGCUAACAUUAUCUCAAGGUUGAAGGCGUCUCGAAACAUCAUGCCAAGACAAUCGCUUAAAAUGGGAUUGAGAAACGGAGUCUUGAAUCCAACAACCUCGGCCAAUGAACAUCGGUAUCCGUGGGGCAAUCAACCGGACAAGGAUAUGAUUAUGUAUCUAGCACAUCUAGCAAUGGAUGAGCUUGAUAAAUUGGCCCAAAUUGAACAUCCUAUGUGGUUUCCAAAUGUUGUUAAUAGCACCGGCUCUAAGUUGAACGAGACCGAGUACAAUAGGGUUUUCGCAAGCAGAUUAGGGCCUCACAUUCCAACUCUCAAAUGCGAGUCGUCUCGCCAUACCAACAACAUUUUCAUCGAUCCCUUGGACCUUAUUAAUAUUUUCUUGGAUAUGAACCAAUGGAAGAAAUUCUUUCAUGCCAUUGUUGCUAAAGCUAUGACUUUGGAAGUCUGGUCAACUGGAACCGAAGAAAAUCGUGACGGGGCCUUGCAAGCGAUAAACGUAGAAUUGCAUGCACCUUCUCCAUUAGUUCCAACCCGAGGAAGUAUGUUAGCAAGGCAUUGCAAGCAACUCGGAGAAAAAAGGUGGGGAAUUGUGGAUUUUUCUAUCGAUAUUGUUCGACCAAGCGAUGAAAUUAAAUAUAGAAAAAGGCCUUCCGGGUGCAUAAUUGAUGAUUUGGGCAACGGAGUGACAAGAGUUACAUGGAUAGAGCAUGUUGAAGUGGACCACAGUGGCGUUCAUGCACUCUAUAAGCCUCUCGUCAAUCUCGGCUUAGCUUUCGGUGCCAAACGUUGGUUAGGGAUACUCGGGAAGCAAACUGACCGUCUCCAAUAUUUUCUGUCCACUUUGGUACCUUCUAACGACAUGGUGGUGACUAGUGUAGAAAGUAAACGAUGCAUUACUCGAUUGGCGGAGAGGAUGGUAGAAAGCUAUAGCGUGGCAGUGAGUUCGGCCGUCGAUCAUCCGUGGAGUUUAGUUGAUCCUACGGCCGGACCAAAAGAAACAAGAAUUCUCAUAUCGAGGAACACUAAGAAUCCAGGGCGUCCAUUAGGUACCAUGCUUAGUGCUACAAAUUCCUUUUGGCUUCCUGCCCAAUCGAGAAAUAUAUUUGACUAUCUUAAAGAGACAAGGGCUAAUUGGGAUCUUCUUUCAAAUGGUGUAAAUCUUGAAGAAAUCUCGAAAAUUGUAAUUGGGCAAGACAAGGGUAGUUGUAUCUCAAUUUUACAAAUGAAUGAGGAAAUGAUAAUCCUUCAAGAGACAAAUUGGGAUCCUUUGGGAGCUUACCUGAUUUUUGCCCCAAUUGACAUUCAAUCCAUGGACAUGUUGAUGAACGGAGGAGAUUCCGAAAAUGUGGCAAUGCUUUCCUCCGGUUUUGUGGUGGUACCCGAUGGUUCGACGAGCAAUGGAAGUGGUGGCUCUCUCGUUACCGUGUCCUUUCAGCUUUUGGUCGAUGUUUGUCCGACUGCUAUUUUAAACGAGGAAUAUACUCAAAUGGUUACUAACUUGCUUAACCGAACCAUUAAUAAUAUGGAGGCCUGGUUUAAGAACUAG
Messenger RNA from Impatiens glandulifera, 2199 nucleotides. RefSeq names its product homeobox-leucine zipper protein ROC2-like. Lineage: Eukaryota; Viridiplantae; Streptophyta; Magnoliopsida; Ericales; Balsaminaceae. The coding region runs from base 1 to 2199 and encodes 732 amino acids. The record is from RefSeq and is a predicted model, not a curated record. Gene Ontology annotation, molecular function: DNA binding; lipid binding. The transcript is spliced from 9 exons.